UAAGUUAGGGGAACAGGACUAUAGCUGCCAUACCACGCUGUUACACCAACCAUCUAUGGAACAAUCACAAACCCCACAUCUACAUUCUACUACAGUUCUGUUACACCAACCAUCAACCUCACAACCACAUUCUUCUACAGUGCCUCAGUGUCAGUCACAGAUACAGCCACCACAGCUGCCUGUAGUCCAUCCCCUAUCAGUCCACCACUAUCGGCCUCCGCCCCACUACCCACAGCAGCCAAUACCGCAGCAGUAUUUACACACACAGCCCCACCCACAGGCAACACAGCAGCAGAAACAGAGCCAUCAGAAUGGACAGGUAUUGCCAAACCAACAGCAGCAGCAGCUGUGUAACAGACUGAAGCACAUGCAGGUGACUGGGACGGGUUCAAUAACACAAAGACAGAAAGACAUCACCAAGCAGCAGCAGCAGAUUCCUCCAUUGUUCAAUGUGGAGCAGCCAGGGGUGCUCCAGACUCACCACGACCACCCCCAGCAUGGGCACCUCUGCCUGGGGGAAGCUUCCCUGGGCCUCCCCUACAGGAACCAGCUGAACACUUUGUCUGUUAGCCGCUCUUCAGUGCUCUCCUCCUAUGUACCCACCACGGGCCUCCAGAGCCAGGGGGUGGACAGAGACCUCAUGCCCCAGAAUUUGGAGGAGUUCCUGGGCAGCCUGGAGUCCAGUGGUCCCCGAGGGACAGAGGAUGGUAGGGGAGCGCUCCAGUGGAGUGUGGUGGAGGCCCUGGGUGUGUUCCAGCAGCAGAGGCACCUCCCUGACGGCCUGGCUCAGUCUCAGGCCACCAGCCAGGGCUGUGCUCAGCAUGCCCAUCCCCUGGCUAUGGGGCUCAGCCAGGUCAAUAGAGCAGAGUGGCCAUUCACCACACAGUUCCAGAACGGGAGCCUGAAGGAGGCUGGUCCAGCCUCUGGCCCUGUACCCAACCCUGAGUCCUCCAGGGGGGCAGACCAUGGACAUGCAGCAGCGGGGCAGCCAAUUCACCAGCCUCCUCCUCCCUCUGCUGAGAGCAGGCCCUACCCUGACCUCCCUCUGAGUGGAUUUAUGUGAGACUGAAGACCCUCCUCCCUGGAGGCUCCAGAGCCAGACAUUCCAAGGCCAGCCAGCUGCCCCCGGUCCCUCGGAGGGAGCAGAGCCCUGACUGACGAGAGCGCCACACAACAGAGGCUAGAGGGAUAAGGAUCCUCCUGUCUGGCACCCAGCUGCACAUGGCUCCCCUGCGACCACUAAGACUGUUUACCAAAUGGGCCCUUGUCAUAAGUAGUGCACUAUAUAGGAGAUAGGGUACAAUUUGGGCUGCUGUCUAAAACAGGAACCAGGGCAUGUCUGGGAAUAUGGAGGACUUGGACUGGAGAGGUCCCGUGUGGAUCAUUUUGUUAGAGCUUGGCACUUGCAACGCCAGGGUUGUGGGUUCGAUUCCCAUGGGGGACCAGUAUGAAAAUGUAUGCACUCACAACUAUAAGUCGCUCUGGGUCAGAGCAUUUGCUAAAAUACUCAAAUGUAAAAGUGAGAGUCUCUCUGGAUGUGAAUGUCUGAACAUCAGACAGCAGGCAGAGGACAGUCCGAGACAGAGAGAUUGGGACAGACAGACGGAGGGAGACCAGAGGAAGUGGAUAAUCAAUAACAUGUAUUUAUAAAGCCCUUCUUACAUCAGCUGAUGUCACAAAGUGCUGUACAGAAACC
Messenger RNA from Oncorhynchus tshawytscha (Chinook salmon), 1696 nucleotides. Its product is annotated as aryl hydrocarbon receptor-like. NCBI's taxonomy places the organism in Eukaryota, Metazoa, Chordata, Actinopteri, Salmoniformes, Salmonidae. The record is from RefSeq and is a predicted model, not a curated record. Bases 56 to 1063 code for a protein of 335 amino acids. The transcript has 2 exons.